Adineta steineri is the source of this 2208-nucleotide messenger RNA. The record is from the annotation of a GenBank genome assembly. NCBI's taxonomy places the organism in Eukaryota, Metazoa, Rotifera, Eurotatoria, Adinetida, Adinetidae.
AUGUUGAGGAAAUUACUUACUUAUCAUUUAGCAAAUAUAAAUAACUUUGUUAAACGAUCGAUUAUUAUUGAAAAGAAUGAACGGAAUCUAGUUACUCAAAUGAAAUCAAUGAAUAAUAAUAAACAAUUCAAAAAAGCACUUCAAUUAUUUGAUGAACAUAAUAACAAUAAUACGAAUACUGAUCAAAUGUCUAAUUUAGUUUUCACACAAGUUUUAAAAUCAUGUACCGGAUUACGUGAUUUUCAACGUGGAACUAAGAUUCAUAGUAUUGUUUCAAAUCGUUUGAAUAAAGAUUCAUAUUUAUUAACAUCUUUAAUUCAUUUCUACAUGCAAUGUAAUCAAGUAAGACAAGCUGAAGAAUUAUUUAACAUGAUUAAGGAAAAAACAUUACCUAUGUUUGGUGCUUUGAUGAAAGGUUAUAUUACAAAUCAUCAAGCAAAUAAAGUUAUUACAUUAUUUGAUCAGAUUGAUCAUCCUGAUGAAACUAUAUAUAUCCUUGUUUUAAAUGCAUGUGCUCAAUUAAAAACUAAUCAAGCAUUAAUUUUAACAAAACAAAUUGUUAACAUUGUUCAAGAUAAACUUCAAUCAAAUUCCUAUCUUUCAACUUCAUUAUUAGAUGCAUUAGCUAAAUGUGGUGAUAUGGUAGAAGCUGAAAGAUUAUUUCAUUCAUUAGUAAAUAAAAUCUCACCUAUGCAUGGUGCAUUGAUGAAAGGAUAUAUAGAAAAUCAAAUGGAAAAUAAAGUUAUUGAACAUUUCAAACAUAUAGAAAAACCUAGUGAAAGUGUUUUAACUCUUUUCUUUAAUGCAUGUGCUCAAUUAAAGACUGACGAAGCAUUAAAUUUAAUUAAAAAAACUUCAAAAACUAUUUCGAAAUCAUUCAGUUUAAAUUCUCGUCUUUUAACAUCUCUAUUAGAUGCAUUAGUUAAAUGUGGAGAUUUAAAUUAUGCACAAAACUUAUUCGAUCAAUUACCGCAAAAAACAUUAUCAAUGUAUAAGGUUAUGAUUAAUGGAUAUUUAAAAGAAAAUAAUUCUUUUAAAAUAUUAAAUCUAUUUUCUGAAAUGAAAUUAAAGCAUAUUGAAAUUGAUCAUAUCAUUUGGACUUCUAUCAUAAAAGCUUUAGCUUAUAUUGGAGAUUUGGAGUUAUCUAAAUCUAUUGUUGAACAAAUGCCUGAAUCUUGUUUGAUUGAUAAUCAAAUACACAAUGCAUUGAUUCAUAUGUGGGGAAAGAGUGGUUGUGUUGAUGGAGCAGAGAAAAUUUUCAAAAAAAUUUCUCAACCAAAUACUAUUGGAUAUGCAGCAAUGAUUAAUGCUUAUGGUUUAAAUGGACAAGGUUUAAAAGCCAUUGAACUUUAUGAACAAGUUCCUGAUGAAUUCAUCAAUGAAGCUACUUAUAUUUGUAUUUUGAAUGCAUGUUCACAUGCUGGACUUGUUAAUAAAGCUUUGUUAAUAUUUAACAAAAUCGAAAUGAAAACAGAAAGAAUUUAUACAGUUAUGAUCGAUUGUCUUAGUCGAUCAUUUUUUUUCAUAGAAGCACAACAGUUAAUCAAUGAAUAUGAAUCGUCUCAUUUACCUUCAGCACCUAUGUAUUUGGCAUUAUUAUCUGCUGCUCGAAACGCGAAAAAUCAUCAUUUAUCACAAGAAAUUUAUAAUCGUAUGAAGAAGCAUUUUCCUCAAUUAUCAGAUUCAAUAACAUCAGCUGCAAUUCUUCUUUCUAAUGUUUAUGGAUCAGUAGGUGAUAUGGAGAAAGUAUCUGAAAUCAGAACUAAAUUAAAUCCAUCUGGUGCAAAGAAAAAAAUUGGCCUUUCAUGGACUGUUAUAGAUGGACAAGUUUAUGAAUUUCGAGCUCAUGAUCAAUCUCAUCCUCAAUCAAAAGAAAUUUAUGAUGAAAUUGAAAAAAUCUCAAAUGAACUUGUUCAACAUGGUCACCAAUACGAUUCCAGUUGGAUUACACGACCAAUUAAUCAAGAUGAAACAGUUUCAUCUGUACUUUGUGGGCAUAGUGAAAGACUUGCUAUUGCAUGGAAUUUUGUUGCCAAACCGAAUACAUCACGAAUUCAAUUGGGAAAAAAUCUUCGCAUUUGUGGAGAUUGUCAUAGUGCAAUAAAACUCAUUGCUAAUAUUCGUCAAUGUGAAAUUGUUGUUCGAGAUGCAAACAGAAUUCAUCAUUUUUUUAAAAAUGGUCAAUGCUCGUGCAAUAAUUUUUUCUAA